AUGGUUCAACGUGAAGUUGAAGUUCUCCAGAAACUGUCUGACGCUCAUAAAGUGAUAGAAGAACUACAGGCAGAAAAAGGAGGAAUUGAAGAAGAACUCAUCCGAAACAGAAUGGAAAAGACAGGAACAGUCAAAAGGUACGAGGAAAAGAUCAAGAAGAUGUGUGAAACACUCAAGCUACAAAGCGACCAAGAGAAAGACCUUCGCCACGUGAUUGAUUCGCUGAGAAAGCAAACCGAAGCUCUUGAGGAUGAGAAAGAAAAUGUCAUUCAAGAGGGAAGUAAGGUUGUCGAGAGCUUGAACAUGGAGCUCGAAGUGCAAUCCAGAAGAGAGAUGGAGUUGAAAGAACAGCUGGGGUUCUUUGAAGACGAGAUAAAUCAGCUGAGGAAUGAGCUUGAUGAUCGAGCUAAACGCGAGGCAGAACUGCGCGAAGAAAAGAGUCUAGAGAUCCAGAAGAUCAGGUUGGAAAAUGACAGCAUGUCUGAAAGUCUGCGAACAAAAAUAUCGGAAAUGAAUGGAGAGCUGAUGAAGCACAUAACCAAGGAGAAUGACCUGAGGGUACAGGUUGAAUCGGCCAGAGUGGAGAAAGAGAAAUUGUUACUUGAACUUGAAGAGCUCAACAAUGACAAAUCUUCAUCCACAAGGACCUCGCGUAAGCUUAUCAGCGAGCUGAGGAAAAGCGAGAACGAGCUUCUGGAGAAAAUAGACGAGCUGAAUUUGACUGUAAAGACUCUUGAAGGUGAAAAAAGAAGGAUCAGUAUGGAGUACAAUGACUACCAGUCAGAUAUACUGAAUAUCACACAAACAUCACGAGAUGCAAAUAAAAGGAUGCAUGAAGACAUCAAAAUCCUCCGUGACAACAACAACAACCUUCACGCUCAGCUGAGAGAGUUGAAGCUCAACGAAUCCUGCUUGCUGAGAGACAAGCUGGAGGACCGUGAAGGGGAAUUGAAGAAUGAGAUCAUAGAGUUGAGGAGUAAGAUCUCAGCAGCGGAAGAUAAAAGGGUUCGAGACAAAGCUGAAUACAAGUCUCGAGAAAAUUCAAUGGUCUUUGAAGCCAAAGUAGCUAACUCAAAGAUCGAAGACCUUCACAUCGAAAAGAAGGACCAAGAAAUCAAACGACUCGACAGAAGCAGCGAGGAACUCCGGGCACAGAUUCUUCGCCUGCAACAAGAGAAACAGCAGAUUUCUGAUUCGUUGGAUGGCUGCAAAACGUUUCUGAGUCACCGCAAUGCGGAGGUCCACAUCCUCGAGGGGAAGCUUAGUGAUCAAGAGGCACUACUUACUACUUGCAAGAGACAUAAUGUUGAAUUGACAAACUUGAGGAAUGAAAUGAUGACCAACUCCAUGAUACUGGGGUCUCGGCUGGACUUAAUCAGGGUUAGACAAAUCCAGGAGAGGAAUGCUCAGGAAUUAAAAGACUCCAAAAAACCAUGGGAUAAAAACAGUUCCAACCGGCAAUAUCUAGAGAACAGAGGGUCUAAUAACAUCACCCCCAACAUCCAGACAUCCUCCUACGAGAAUUCAUCUACACUGACCUCCACAGCAUAA
This is a messenger RNA of Actinia tenebrosa (Australian red waratah sea anemone), 1551 nucleotides long. RefSeq names its product myosin-J heavy chain-like. The record is from RefSeq and is a predicted model, not a curated record. Lineage: Eukaryota; Metazoa; Cnidaria; Anthozoa; Actiniaria; Actiniidae.